Salmo salar (Atlantic salmon) is the source of this 5714-nucleotide messenger RNA. RefSeq names its product huntingtin-interacting protein 1. Gene Ontology annotation, cellular component: clathrin-coated vesicle; cortical actin cytoskeleton; presynapse. Gene Ontology annotation, molecular function: phosphatidylinositol-3,4-bisphosphate binding; actin filament binding; phosphatidylinositol-3,5-bisphosphate binding. NCBI's taxonomy places the organism in Eukaryota, Metazoa, Chordata, Actinopteri, Salmoniformes, Salmonidae. Gene Ontology annotation, biological process: actin filament organization; endocytosis; clathrin coat assembly. The record is from RefSeq and is a predicted model, not a curated record.
CGGACAGACAUUCAAUUCUCGAUGUUUAGAACCACCUGCCGUCCUGUUUAGAAAUAUGUUUUUAAAUAUUGCAAUCUACAAUGCUAUGAAAUAUAUUUUAAAAAAUACACGAGAGGGAGAUGUUCCCGUGUGUAGCCUACUCUAGGGGUAGGUUGUCGUUUUCUAGACAGUUCUGUUCCGCUUCUCGACAGUCGGAUGCUGUGGCUGGGAGCCCCCACUGUUAACUGAGCACGUAGGACCGGGAGAAGGGACACGGAAGGAAAGGAAUUGGAGAGCAUUUGAUAUCAAAUCAAAUCGGGACACAUGUUAAGUUAACGGGCCCACUCCACCACCCUCUACCGUCUCCCUCAUAAGCGAUUCUAGAUUUCUCAUUUCCCAGUUGUAGACUAUUCUGUCGAAGUAUUGCCAUCGACCGGAUUCGUCUUUGAGCUCACAGCCACCCUGCAUUUUUCUGGGACUAUGGAUCUUAGUAAAAUGGCUGUGAGCAUCAACAAGGCCAUCAACACGCAGGAGGUCGCCGUCAAAGAGAAGCAUGCCAGGACCUGUAUCCUGGGGACCCACCAUGAGAAGGGCGCCCACACCUUCUGGGCGGCGGUCAACCGGCUGCCGCUCUCCAGCAAUGCGGUGCUCUGCUGGAAGUUCUGCCACGUCUUCCACAAGCUGCUGCGAGACGGCCAUCCCAACGUGAUAAAGGACUCGAUGAGGAACAAGGCUGACCUGAGUGACAUGAGUAGAAUGUGGGGUCACCUGAGUGAAGGAUAUGGGAAGUUGUGCAGCAUCUACCUCAAACUGCUUAUCACCAAGAUGGAGUUCCACGUCAAAAAUCCCCGUUUCCCCGGCAACCUUCAGAUGUCAAACAGGCAGCUUGACGAGGCAGGAGAGAACGACGUCAACAACUUCUUCCAGUUGACAGUAGAGAUGUUCGACUACCUGGAGUGUGAGCUCAACCUAUUCCUUGGUGUGUUCAGCUCCCUGGACAUGUCACGGUCUGUGUCGGUGACGGCGGCGGGCCAGUGUCGCCUGGCUCCCCUGAUCCAGGUCAUCCUGGACAGCAGCCACCUGUACGACUACACCGUCAAGCUGCUCUUCAAGCUGCACUCCUGCCUUCCUGCUGACACACUCCAGGGCCACAGAGACCGCUUCCAGGAGCAGUUCAAGAAGCUGAAGAGUCUGUUCUACCGCUCCAGUAACCUGCAGUACUUCAAGAGGCUCAUUCAGAUCCCACAGUUACCUGAGAACCCACCUAACUUCCUGCGGGCGUCGGCGUUGUCGGAGCACAUCAGUCCCGUGGUAGUCAUCCCGGCUGAGUCGUCCUCCCCCGAGACGGAACACAUGGUGGACUUGGUGACAGAGGACCUGGUGGAUACUGACAUCCCCAUCCAGCCGGCUGCUGUGGUAGAGCCCAGGUUCGACGACCUCUUUGGCACGUCCGCCGCCACGGACCCCUUCAAUUUCAACAAUCAGAACGGGAUGCGCAAGGACGACAAGGACCGCCUGAUCGAGCAGCUGACACGGGAGAUCCAGGCCCUCAGGGAGGAACUGGAGUCCUUCAGAUUGGAGAGUGGGCGUCUGUGCCAGGCGCUGCGUGGGCGUGUCAAUGAGCUGGAGGCGGAGCUAGCAGAGCAGAGCCACCUGAGGAUGCAGGCGUUGGGAGAGAGCGAGUUCCUGAGGGCGGAGCUUGACGACCUGCGCCGGGUCAAAGAGGACACGGAGAAAGAGCAGCGAAGCCUCACUGAGAUCGAGAGGAAAGCGGUGGCCAACGAGCAGCGCUACGUCAAGCUGAAGGAGAAGUACACAGAGCUGGUGCAGAGUCACGCUGACCUGCUGAGGAAGAACGCGGAGGUGACUCGUCAGAUGACAGUGGCGCGAGCGGCUCAGGACGAGGUGGACAGCGUGAGGAGAGAGAUGCAGGAGAAGGUCAAGGCUGCCCAGGAGGCCGCGGAGAGACGGGAGCAGGAACAGGUGGAGCAGCUGCAGGAGCUGCAGAGAGAGCUGAUCUCCAGCAGGGCGGAGCUAGACACCCUGAAAAGCACCAUGGCCUCGUCCCAACAGUCGAGUGAGGAGCUCAGUUCGCAGCUCUCGACUGUGGAAUCGGAGAAGGUGGAGCUAGCGGGAUCCUUGUUGAAGAAAGAGGAGGAGCUUGCAGGUCUGGGGGAGGAGCUAGAGCGUGUUCAGAGCAGCCUGGCCAGUGAGAGGAAAAGUGGAGUGAAGACUGCCGAGGCCCUACAGAACCAACUCAAUGAGAAGGAGAGCAGGGAGCAGGCCCUGGAGAGCCAGCUGGUGGCAGCCCGCUGGUCCACCCUACAGGGGGCUGUGGAGGAGGCAGAGAGGAUAGUCCAGGACUCACUGGCCCAGCUUGAUGACCCAGCACACAUCAGCUGCACCAGCUCUGCAGACUACCUGGCGUCCAGGUGUCAGGCCUCUCUGGACUGUAUGGACAGACUUCACUCUGCCAGAGACGGCUACAUGGCAGACAACACAGGUGUGUCAGAGCUGGUGCGGGCAGUGACCCAUCUUGCCCACCUGGUGGGCGACACCAUUGUUCAGGGCAGUGCCACCUCUCACAUGGUGCCAGUGGAGCAAGCGGACGCGUUGUCAGACAGUGUGAAGGCGUGUGGGGCUGAAGCCCUGGCCCUGCUGGGUCAGAUGAAGGAGCAGGAAAGCCUGGCUACGGCAGACAGCGCAGCGUUGAGGGCAGCACUGGAUGGCAUCCUGGCCACCGCAGAGAAACUGCGUCCUCGGGGUCUGGAGCUGCAGCAGGGGGAGCUGGGAGAUCUGGUGGAGCAGGAAAUGGCUGCCACAUCAGCCGCCGUGGAGUCGGCAGCCGCCAGGAUAGAGGAUAUGCUCAACAAGUCGCGUGCAGUCGACACAGGGGUUAAGAUGGAGGUCAACGAGAGGAUCCUGGCCUCCUGUACAGACCUGAUGCAGGCCAUAAAAGCGCUCGUUCUGUCUUCCAAAGACCUGCAAAGGGACAUCGUGGAUAGUGGCAGGGGGGCAGCAUCCAUGAAGGAGUUCUAUGUCAAGAACUCUCGCUGGACCGAAGGCCUGAUCUCAGCCUCCAAAGCCGUGGGCUGGGGCGCCACAGUCAUGGUAGAUGCAGCAGACCUGGUGGUGCAGGGCAAGGGCAAGUACGAGGAGCUGAUGGUGUGUUCGCAUGAGAUUGCAGCCAGCACUGCACAACUGGUGGCCGCAUCCAAGGUGAAGGCAGACAAAGACAACGCCAACCUGGGCCGCCUGAAGCUGGCAUCCAAAGGGGUCACACAGGCCACCGCCGGGGUUGUAGCCUCCACCAAGUCCGGGAAGUCCCAGAUCGAGGAGAAAGACACCAUGGAUUUCUCCAGUAUGACCCUCACUCAGAUCAAGAGGCAGGAGAUGGACUCACAGGUUUCGGUUCUAGAGCUGGAGACAAAGCUGCAGAAGGAGCGAGAGCGUCUGGGAGAGUUAAGGAAGAAGCACUACGAGCUGGCCGGGGUGGCCGAGGGCUGGGGGGAGGAGGACGAAGGUACAGGUUGAGGUCUGUUCCCCACCACUCCUCCAACCACAAGACUGACUUCUCUCUCGCUCUGCCUCUUGCCCCAUUUAUACACUCUCUUCGGUCUUUCUCUUCCUAUUUAUUUUUAAUUUUUACGAAAGCCAAAUAAAAAGGUGCUUUUUUUAAAAUGCUCCUCUUGCUCCCGGUGACUUCCAAUGGGACAGUGAUGAGGAGGGAAAGUGGCGGGGGAUGGAUUGACUACCUCCCUGGCCCCUCCCCCUCGACUGUUGAGGAAUAGCCCACCUGCUGAUGGCUCCUCUGUCCUCUACCAACGGUUCGUUUUGUCCCAGUGGGAGCACCACUAGUGUGUGUGUGGAGCGACCCACCACGAGCACAAGUUCUUCACAACCAGACAUCCUACAAUGCAUUGCACAAGGGCCAAUCCCUCAUCAGAGGGAGACUUGACUGAUUGCCAGUUAGACCCCACCCCUUGCCCACCCAAUGUCUCAUCAGUGCAACGAAAACAGGCUUGUCUGUUUUUCUCCCACUAAACAGUUGUUGCGUUGUUCUUCUAAGUCGUAGAGUUGUUGCCCUCGCCAGUUUUCUUUUCUCCUGGGUCCUCUUUUUCCUCUCACUGUGAGCUUUUACCUCUCUAACCCAAACCCCGUCUGAGCUAUACGCCCACCGAGAUACGGACUUCUGCCUUUUCGCCUCCUGGUUUAAAGACCAUGAUGACUGUUGUUGUUGUUGUUGUUGUUGUUGUUAUUAUUAUUAUUAGAGUAGACCGUUUAGACACCCAGCUACCCUGAGGAUACACUAGAAAUAGAUCUGGCUCUGUCUGUUGAAAUGAAUGGGGUUUAGGUUCUCUAAAGACACUAGUGUGGUGUGUCUGACCAGCCAGAGAGGACUGCUGCUGAAGUUGAAGUGGUGUGUGAUGCUCUGGGGCUGCUUUGAACCCCUGGUUGUGUUCAUUAGGCACAACACAGAAGAAAACGGAGUGAAUCUAAAAGGUACUACCUGAACAUGUCCAAUAAGAAACACUUGUUUUCCGUUGCAAAACGAUAUGCUACGCCGUGUCCUAUUGAACACGACCCUGAUCAUGCUGGACCGUUGAUUGGCUGUGUGGCUCUGAGCUUCCUGGUCUCUGUAACGUAGCUGGAAAAUGGACUUCCAUAAGCUGCCGUCUGAUAAUUUACCAUUUUUUCCCCAGGCGCUCCCCUCAUUGAUUUAAAUGGAAUGGACUUAAGAAAUAUGGUGUAAGAAAUAUGGUGGAGUGAGCAAGUAAUAAGCAGAGAGGCAGGGAAUUGGAACGCAGCCCUACACACCCACACUGCUGGGCUCUUAUCAGCUUCACCAGACGACGUAGCUGUAAAGCCUAGACAGAGGAACCGACAACUUCCAUCACCAUCUGUCUACAAUAGCAAUAACACCUGGGCCGUGUUCAUUAGGCACCAAACGGAAGAAAACUGGAACAGUUACCUGGACCUGUCCAAUAAGUUACAUUGCCACAAGAGGGCAGUGUUCCACAGCAGAGCUUCUACAGUACAGAGACUCGUCAUGACUUCUCCUCCACCUCUCUCUUGCCAGUGGACACUAGUGCUCUUCAAUCUGGCUUUCUGAAAAGAAAUGGGAACAUCGUAUGUUGUCGAGUACACAAUGAGUUAGGUUAGUAGGGUUUCAUCCAGUAUUUGUUUUCCUUUGAAAUACUUUAGCUGCUCUUGAGCUUGCCUGGCGCAAUGGAACCAAUGAAAUAGUCCCAAAUGUUCUUCAAAACACGCCCAUCUGGCACUCAAGUCAGGCUCGAUGAAAAGCAAUGCAAUUCAAAAAUGUAUGAAUCCUAUUUGGGCCCAGAUCUGGUUUAAUCAUAGCAUACUUUCUCUGUGUGUGAUGCUCUUUGGAGUUUGUCUUCCUGCGUGUCUUAAUGCCCCUUUUGAGUUUUUAAUAUUCUGCUAUGCUUUUGGCUGUUUUAUAUAAAAAGUUGUGACACUGGGUAUUUAAUGACGAUUUAGCGGUGUACUUCCGGCACUACUUCCUGGUUAUUAACCUCUCACCCUUUGGUUUGUGUCUGUAGUCCAACCAGCUCAGCCAGCCUUUCAAACUGCCGCUCACUGUAGUCGAUGAGAAACAAACAGUACUCAAAAUAACAUUUGAUAUGUCUUUCUAUGAUAUACUAAAAACAAUGUAUGUGGGUUUGUUUUCUUUUUUCAGUUUUUAAAAUAAAUAUUUCAACUCAUUAAUAUGA